Penicillium vulpinum is the source of this 498-nucleotide messenger RNA. Its product is annotated as MARVEL domain-containing protein. The record is from RefSeq and is a predicted model, not a curated record. Lineage: Eukaryota; Fungi; Ascomycota; Eurotiomycetes; Eurotiales; Aspergillaceae. The transcript is spliced from 5 exons. Gene Ontology annotation, cellular component: membrane. Bases 1 to 498 code for a protein of 165 amino acids.
AUGCCUGUCAUUUCACGCCUUGCGUCUAUUAUUCUACGCAUUGCGGAGAUUGCCUUUGCAGCUGUCGUCGCAGGUGUUAUUGGACAUUAUCUUGCCCAGGUCAACAAUAGCAGCCCAGAUGUUGACUGGUCGCCCCAGGCGCGAUGGAUUUACACUGAAGUAAUUGCUGGCCUAUCGAUAUUACUGGGCCUCAUAUGGCUGAUCCCGUUCUCAUCGGGAUUCUUCUCCUGGCCGAUGGAUAUAAUCAUUUCGCUUGCUUGGUUCGCUGCGUUCGGUGUACUCGUCGACACUCUCCACCGCUUGCCCUGCGGCAGCAUCUGGUCCUGGCGCUUUAGCGGGGAUCAUAUGUGUGGCCGGUGGAAGGCAGCAGAGGCCUUCAGCUUCCUUUCUGCUAUCGUCUGGCUUGUUUCUGCCAUCGUGGGGAUCUGGUUUACCUUCCGCGUUCGUGACAGCACCAACGAUGGAGUUCGCCGCCGCUGGGGUCGCUCCGCUGUCUAG